AUGCCAUCACAGGAUGCCGUCAUCCCCACCUCCUUUUCCAAGAUGCGGAGCUGGGAGCUGGCCUGUAAGAGUAAGAGUGCACAGGACGUGGGCCCAGGGAGUCCCAGGGACCUGCCUAAAGUCACAGAUGGACAAGGAGGGCUGGACCCCAGGCCGAGCUACCAGGCUCAGCCCCGAGAAGAGCUCUUCCGGAGCCCCUGGGGAGCAGUGUUCACCUCAGGCAUUUCUGCGAUGGCCUCUGGCCAAACGCCCCCACGAAAGCCUCUGGAGAAGUGUCAACAGGUGUGGCCGGCCACGGUGUCUGGGGUGGGGGAAGCUGCCAUGCAGGAGGCCCCGAGUUCCUGUCCUGGCAGCCCCAUGGACGCAGGACAUGGGUGGGAGCCUGGCCUGUGCCGGGGUGAAGUGGACUUUGGAGGGUCUGGGAAGAAACGAGGCAAGUUUGUGAAGGUGCCAAGCAGUGCGGCCCCCUCUGUCCUCUUUGACCUGCUGCUCACCGAGUGGCACCUUCCGGCCCCCAACCUGGUGGUGUCGCUGGUGGGUGAGGAGCGUCCUUUCGCCAUGAAGUCCUGGCUGCGGGAUGUCCUGCGCAAGGGGCUGGUCAAGGCAGCUCAGAGCACAGGGGCAUGGAUCCUGACCAGUGCACUUCGCGUGGGCCUGGCCAGGCACGUCGGUCAGGCUGUGCGCGACCACUCGCUGGCCAGUACGUCCACCAAGGUCCGUGUGGUCGCCAUCGGCAUUGCCUCACUGGGCUGCGUCCUGCAUCGUCAGCUCCUGGAUGGUGCUCAGAGGGAGGCCCUAGGUUCCAGCAGCCCAGCCUUCCCUGCACCUGGACAAAAGCCUUGUCUGGGACCUCCAGGGUGUGGUGCAGGGCAUGGUGGGGAGGCUCCACACUGGGGACCCAGUCCAAGCCGCCUCCUGGGGGCUCGACGUUGUCUCCCUUCUCGGGCACAGGAGGAUACUCCUGUCUACUACCCCAUGGACGACGGUGGCAACCAGGGCCCCCUCUGCUCCUUGGACAACAAUCUCUCUCACUUCAUCCUGGUGGAGCCAGGUCCCUCCGGGAAGGGGGACGGGCUGACUGAGCUGCGGCUGAGACUGGAGAAGCACAUCUCAGAGCAGAGGACCGGCUAUGGGGGCACCAGCAGCAUCGAGAUCCCUGUUCUUUGUCUGCUAGUCAAUGGUGACCCCAGCACCCUGGAGAGGGUCUCCAGGGCUGUGGAUCAUGCUGCCCCGUGGCUGAUCCUGGCAGGCUCAGGGGGCAUCGCCGACGUGCUUGCUGCCCUGGUGAACCAGCCCCACCUCCUGGUGCCCCAGGUGGCCGAGAAGCAGUUUAAAGACAAGUUCCCCAACGAGCAUUUCUCCCGGGAGGACAUCGUGCACUGGACCACACUGCUGCAGAACAUCGCUGCACACGAGCACCUGCUCACCGUGUACGACUUCGAGCAGGAGGGCUCUGACGAGCUGGACACUGUCAUCCUCAAGGCGCUGGUGAAAGCCUGUAAGAGUCACAGCCAAGACGCACAGGACUACCUGGACGAGCUCAAGCUGGCUGUGGCCUGGGACCGUGUAGACAUCGCCAAGAGCGAGAUCUUCAAUGGGGAUGUGGAGUGGAAGUCCUGUGAUCUGGAGGAGGUGAUGAUGGACGCCCUAGUGAGCAACAAGCCCGAGUUCGUGCGACUCUUUGUGGACAAUGGCGCCGACAUGGCCGACUUCCUGACCUACGGACGGCUGCAGCAGCUCUAUCGCUCCGUGUCCCCCAAGAGCCUGCUCUUCGACCUGCUGCAGCGCAAGCACGAGGAGGGCCGGCUGACCCUGGCUAGCCUGGGUGCCCAGCAGGCCCGUGAGCCACCCUCCGGGCCACCUGCUUUCUCCCUGCACGAGGUCUCCCGUGUGCUCAAGGACUUCCUGCAGGACGCCUGCCGCGGCCUCUACCAGGAUAGCAGGGUGGCUGGCCGCAGGAAGGAGAGGGGGCCGGCCAAGCGGCCCACGGGCCAGAAGUGGCUGCUGGACCUCAGUCAGAAAAGCGAGAACCCCUGGAGGGACCUGUUCCUGUGGGCCGUGCUGCAGAACCGUCACGAGAUGGCCACCUACUUCUGGGCCAUGGUGAGGGCAGGGGCGCCAGCCGCUCUAGCCGCCUGCAAAAUCCUCAAAGAGAUGUCCCACCUGGAGACAGAGGCCGAGGUGGCCCGCACCAUGCGGGAGGCCAAGUAUGAGCAGCUGGCCCUGGACCUCUUUUCCGAGUGCUACAGCAACAGUGAGGACCGAGCCUUUGCCCUGCUGGUGCGUCGCAACCGCUGCUGGAGCAGGGUCACCUGUCUGCACCUGGCCACGGAGGCUGACACCAAGGCCUUCUUUGCACAUGAUGGUGUGCAGGCCUUCCUGACCAAGAUCUGGUGGGGGGACAUGGCCACAGGCACACCUAUCCUGCGGCUGCUGGGGGCUUUCAUCUGCCCUGCCCUCAUCUAUACCAACCUCAUCACCUUCAGUGAGGAGGCCCCACUGCGGACAGGCCCAGAGGACCUGCAGGAGCUGGACAGCCUGGACACGGGGAAGAGCCUGCUGUACUGCUCAGGAAGCCAGGUGGAGGAGCCAGCAGAGGCUCCGAGGGCUCAGGGCGACCAAGGCCCACGUGCUGCUUUCCUGCUCACGCGCUGGCGGAAGUUCUGGGGUGCACCCGUGACCGUGUUCCUGGGGAACGUGGUCAUGUACUUCGCCUUCCUUUUCCUGUUCACCUAUGUGUUGUUGGUGGACUUCAGGCCACCUCCCCAGGGGCCAUCAGGGCCUGAGGUCACCCUCUACUUCUGGGUCUUUACACUGGUGCUGGAGGAAAUCCGGCAGGGUUUCUUCACAGACGAAGACACACACCUGAUGAAAAAGUUCACGCUAUACGUGGAGGACAACUGGAACAAAUGUGACAUGGUGGCCAUCUUCCUGUUCAUUGUUGGUGUCACUUGCAGGAUGCUGCCCUCGAUGUUCGAGGCUGGCCGCCCCGUCCUGGCCAUGGACUUCAUGGUGUUCACGCUCCGGCUCAUCCACAUCUUUGCCAUCCACAAGCAGCUAGGCCCCAAGAUCAUCAUCGUGGAGCGAAUGAUGAAAGACGUCUUCUUCUUCCUCUUCUUCCUGAGUGUGUGGCUUGUGGCCUACGGUGUGACCACCCAGGCGCUGCUGCACCCCCAUGACGGCCGCCUGGAGUGGAUCUUCCGCCGGGUGCUCUACCGGCCCUACCUGCAGAUCUUUGGGCAGAUCCCGCUGGAUGAGAUUGAUGAAGCCCGUGUGAACUGCUCCGUCCACCCGCUGCUGCUGGAACACUCACCCUCCUGCCCCAACCUCUAUGCCAACUGGCUGGUCAUCCUCCUGCUGGUCACCUUCCUGCUGGUCACCAAUGUGCUGCUCAUGAACCUGCUCAUUGCCAUGUUCAGUUACACGUUCCAGCUGGUGCAGGGCAACGCCGACACUUUCUGGAAGUUCCAGCGCUACAAUCUGAUCGUGGAGUACCACGGGCGCCCCGCCCUCGCGCCCCCCUUCAUCCUCCUCAGCCACCUGAGCCUGGUGCUCAAGAGGGUCUUCAAGAAGGAGGCUGAGCACAAGCGGGAACGCCUGGAGAGAGACCUGCCAGACCCCCUGGACCAGAAGAUUGUCACCUGGGAGACGGUGCAGAAGGAGAACUUCCUGAGCAGCAUGGAGAAGAGGAGGAGGGACAGCGAGGGGGAGGUGCUGCGGAAAACUGCACACAGAGUGGACUUCGUUGCCAAAUACCUCGGAGGGCUUCGAGAACAAGAAAAACGGAUCAAGUGUCUGGAAUCCCAGGCAAGCGAGAACUGA
Molecule: messenger RNA, 3822 nt
Organism: Tupaia belangeri chinensis (Chinese tree shrew)
Lineage: Eukaryota; Metazoa; Chordata; Mammalia; Scandentia; Tupaiidae
Gene: TRPM5
Product: transient receptor potential cation channel subfamily M member 5
Exons: 25
Coding region: 1-3822 (1273 amino acids)
Biological process (GO): calcium ion transmembrane transport
Cellular component (GO): plasma membrane
Molecular function (GO): calcium-activated cation channel activity; ligand-gated calcium channel activity
Source: RefSeq, a predicted model, not a curated record